Messenger RNA from Achroia grisella, 926 nucleotides. It is a transcript of the gene Fdx2, whose product is annotated as adrenodoxin. Lineage: Eukaryota; Metazoa; Arthropoda; Insecta; Lepidoptera; Pyralidae. Gene Ontology annotation, molecular function: 2 iron, 2 sulfur cluster binding. Bases 154 to 642 code for a protein of 162 amino acids. Gene Ontology annotation, biological process: positive regulation of oxidoreductase activity; P450-containing electron transport chain. Gene Ontology annotation, cellular component: mitochondrion. The transcript is spliced from 3 exons. The record is from RefSeq and is a predicted model, not a curated record.
UCAAAUGUUAACCUAAAAUUGCCAAAUAUUUCAAGGGCAUUUAAGUUUAUAUCAUUGCAUAUUAAUUAACUGACAUUACAAUAUUCAUAUAAACUCAACAAAGUGAGCAAUUAACUAAUAAUUGUAUAAUAAUAAUACAAUUUACAUCACAAAAUGAAUAUAGCCAGAAUAUCAUAUAGAACUUUAAAAACUUUCACUGCUCCUAGAAGUUAUAUUAGCAAAUACAACUGCUUAGGUACAAGUUUUAGUAAUCAUAACAGUGCUGUGCCGUUAUCCACCACAAAACUGGGAUUAAAGGAUGAGAAAGUAAAAGUAGCUUUCGUCCUAAACGACGGUAAGCGUCUAGAAACGGAGGCUAAGGUCGGGGACACACUGCUCGACGUGGUGGUGAAUAACGACCUCAACAUAGAAGGGUACGGCGCCUGUGAAGGCACCCUAACAUGCUCCACGUGUCACGUUAUACUGAAGCAGAAGGAUUUUGAUAGUCUACCAGAGGAGGCGUCUGAUGAAGAACGGGAUAUGCUAGAUCUGGCGUACGGUCUCACGGACACCUCGCGACUGGGCUGCCAAAUAACCCUCACCAAAGACCUGGACGGAUUGGAGGUCAUCGUACCAGAGACAAUCAACGAUGCACGCAGUUGAUGAUGGCGACCAUCGUCAAUUCGAUGCUAAUUUAUGAUGAAUUAUGAUAGUGAUUAUAGGGAAAUUGUUACAAUCCUCUGAAGCAAGUUUUGUUAAUAAGAAACGGCGCCAUCUUGUGGCUGAAUAACGUACUAUGGGUACUAGAUAACUUAGGGAUGUAUUUAAAUAUGUAGUAAUAAUAUAUUAUACAUAAAACAUAAACUAAAGGAAUAUGUGACAAUAAAUAAAAAUAAUGUUUAAAAUUGCUCCAUCUAGUCCCAAGCUAAGCAGAGAUUUAUGGGUAC